Molecule: messenger RNA, 5463 nt
Organism: Adineta ricciae
Lineage: Eukaryota; Metazoa; Rotifera; Eurotatoria; Adinetida; Adinetidae
Source: the annotation of a GenBank genome assembly
AUGAACAGCAAUUCUUGGCAACAUCCAUAUGUGAAUAUAUUCAAACAUUUUGACAUAAAUUCAGCCAAGAAAUGUAUCAAACAAGGAGAUGUUUCAUCCGUUAUGGAUCGCGAUAUCAAAUCGACUGUUUAUCGAAUACGUGGUUUAGUACCAGCAAAUAAUUAUAUUCAAUUUCCGUCUCAAUCACCAACUCAAAAUCUCUCACUAACCGGUCGUCUAUUUUAUAUAUUAUUUCGACCAAUUUUCAAUAAAUACUUCUGUAUACAUAUUGACAUUCUCACACAUGAACAGCAUCUCAUACGUAUAUCGUUAUCGAAUCUCUAUCGUGAAUUCAAAGUUACACAAACAUCAAUACAAUUUCCAUACAUGACGACCGGCACUGACGUUCACUGGUCAGUGUUAUGUUUAGAUUUACAUGUUAUUCUAUUGACAUAUAUGGCCAAUGAACAUUAUCAUAUGAUUAAGUCCUUCCAAUUAUGUGGAAAUCUAUUUGUGAAAAAUUGUUUUACUUCUCAAUUUCUGUACGAACCAGGUAUCGAUAACGAUACAGCAAAACGAAGUGGUUUAGUUCGGGCUGGUAUACAUUCAUUGCCGCGGGAAUUAUCGUAUCCGAUUGAGAAAGGUGAAUCUUGGCAUGAUAAAUACGAUUUCAUCAUGUUUCCGAACACCUCGUCUUUGAUGGGGAAAAGUCCAAGUGAACCAUUUGAUAAGGUUGGCAAUGUACGCUUACCAACGCCAAGAAAAUUGCAUACUACAGAAGACAAUGUCGAGGAGAUCGAAAACGAUGGUAUGAUACCAUUGACUGUGCAAACGACUGUCGUCAAUGGACAAAUCAAAAGAUCAUUAACUGAUUUUGCACAAAUUACACAAAGAUCUGCAUCGCCAAAAGACAAUCAACUCAAUUGGCGGGCAUAUCAUAAUUCAACGGAAUAUUUCUCCACCUUACCUAAUCUCAGUGAUUGUACUCCGGCAUCAGAUCAGAAUCAUCACGAUGGCGUUCAUCUAUUUGUCAAUCCACAAAAGAUUCCAUCGUCAGCAUCGAUUGUCGAUGAUUCGAGUUAUGAUCUAGCUUUAACAGCGAAUCAUUCACAUCAAACUACGCUUUUGCCUGACCCAAUCCUUCGAUUACGUACUUCCAUUGGUCUAAGCUACGGAAUCAGCAGUUUACUAUGGACACAUGAUAACAAUUACAUUCUCUAUCCAUCGAAUGCUGUCAUCGUUCAGAUGCACGUUGAAACACAGCAGCAGUGGUUUUUCAUUGGACAUACAAAUAAAAUAACUGCUAUUGCAUACAAUGAUCGUUUAUCAUUGUUAGCAUCGAUACAAACAGGAAUGAAUGCUAUCAUUCGUCUAUGGAAAUUUGAAGCACGUCGUUGUAUUCAUGCUACUCGUGUUUUGAAUACUCGUGAUCUCUUCGCACUUGACUUCGGAAAUAUGAAUUCAUCGUCAUAUUUGAUUGUUAUUGGUCACGAUGAUCAAUCUCGUACAGUUAUUUGUGUUUACAAUACUUCCAAAGGUUCAAUCGACUUAUUAUCUCGAGCAACAACUGAUGUGUCAAUUACACAUGUACGAUUUCUUCCUAAUCAUUCCACAAGUUUCAUUUCAAUCGGUUUUGACAACAUCCGCUUUUGGAGUAUUACUAACGAAAAUGACUUUAAAUCGGUCAAUAUACCAAUGAACAAUCAUGGACAUUUCGAAUACACUGAUUUGCAAUUCGAUUAUUUCACUAACAGUCAGAUGAAUGAAAUCAUUGUCUACAUCGCAACGAAAUCCGGUCAUAUUCUCGAAAUCUUAUACGAUGAGAAACGCGUUAUUCGCAUCCAUUCUCUCGUUGAUCGAUUAGCUAUGAACAAAGGAUCCACAUUUUCUAUUACGAAAUUAACAUGUACAAACCAGUUUUGUAUAACAGGUUCCACUGAUGGCUAUAUUCGAGUUUGGUCAACAGAUUUCUCCCAAGUCUAUAUUGAAGCCAAAUAUGAUCAGGCGAUUGGCGACUUAGCAUGUUCAACCGAUCAAACGCGUAUUGUAAUUUUAACACAAUCCAGUUCGAUGAGUGUGCUGAAUCUUGUUACCAAAGCACCUUUGAGCUUGCUUCGAGCACAUACGAAAUGUAUCCUCGAUAUUGAUUAUGAUCAUACGAGAAAGCAACUGAUCAGUGUCGGUGAAGAUGGAACAAUACGAAUUUGGUGUUUUCGUACGGGGAAACAGUUAUCUGAGUUUACUUCCGAAAAAGAAAUACCGACAGUUGUCGCUUACACGCCCGAUCGACAGAUGUUUGCCUGUGGAUUCAAUAAUGGAACAAUCAAGAUCUUCGAUCUGAAUACAUCAAUGAUAACAAACGAAACAAAACAUCAUUCCGCUAGUGUUACUGGUCUUCUCUAUUCAUCUGAUGGAUUGUACUUAGUAAGUUGUGACGAAGGAGGCGAUCUAUGUUUGUCUGAUGCCAACAAUAAUUAUAAACUACUAAAAGCAAUUGAUAAAGCUUUGGCCAUUUCAAAUAAGAGCUCAGUACUACUUUCGACUAACUCCGAUGGAAAAUAUACUGUUUACAUUGGUCCAACACAAUACAUUGUUACAACCAUUGAAACUAAUACUUUGAAUCAAUUGUUACGUAUCGACAUUAGUAGUUGUACAUUUCUUACAGCCGAUCAACGAACAAUCACAUCGGCAGAAUCAGGUUUAUUUGCACGUUUCACACCUAAUCGUCAACUUCUAGUGGCAACAACAAAUUUCAAACUACUUAUAUUCGAUUGUUAUACUGGACAGUUAUUAAAUAUCAUCGAAAAUGUACAUCAACAAUCCAUUGACUGCUUGGCUGUUUCAUCGGAUAGUCAAUAUCUUAUCACUGGUGGUGAUAACAUCUUAAAAUUUUGGAAUAUUAAUAUGGAAUUAGAUAAAAAUUAUCAAAAUUUUGUUGGCCAUUCAAAUCGCUUACGAAAGAUUCUCUUUACAGACGAUAAUAUGCAAGUGAUCAGUAUUGAUGAUUCGAUAUUGAUUUGGGAUGUACUUGCUUGGGGUGCUACACAACCUACGAUGCCAAAUGAUGCACAAUGUAUUGUUCCUCCACAGUCUGUUAUGUCAAAAAUUCUAGAAAAGACAGCAGUACAGGCAAAACCGAUCCGGCGAGGAAUACUUCGUAAUUCUCAACCAACAAGUGAACAAACGACAGCUCGUGCCAUAACACGUUCGUUAUCAACGCCGGAGAUUGAUGAAACAGUUGUCAUCACUCAUGGAGAAAAGAAAACAAAUAAGAAACAGUUGUUAAAUAAACAGUUUUACGAGGACGAAUCGCUUGUCCCAUCUUCUAUCCGACGCCAUUUCGUAUCACGAAUGAAUCAUUCGCAGUUAGCCAAAAAACGAUAUGUUGCUGCAACGAAUGAGGAGAGUCUGAAACUUCAGUCUAUUAUUGGUUAUAAUGGUAACGGAAGGGAGAAUCUCGUCUGGUACCCACAUACCAGUUUCUUUGCUUAUACAGUUGGUUGUAAUAUUAUCGUUGAAGAUCUGACAACUAAUCAGCAAACUAUUCUAACAGGUAUCUUAUCUUUUGGAAUUGCUAAUAUACCUUCAACCGCUCCGAUUUGCACAGGACAUACGGAAGAAAUAUCCACAAUGGCUCUUUCAAACGAUGGAAGAAUCUUAGCAAGUGCUCAAUGUGCAAUACUAACGAAGAACGAAGAUAAAAUCAAAUCGAAAGUUAUCAUUUGGGAUACGCAUAAACUUCAUCAAAAGUGUUCUUUUUAUCAAUCCGUUCACGCAAUCCAAGUCAUGGCAUAUUCAAAAAAUGAUCAAUACUUGAUUACGAUUGGAAAUUAUCGAAAACCAACAGUUACUAUUUGGUCAACUCAAAACUAUUCUCAUCUGCUCGACUGGCAAGAUGAUUUUUCCGUAUCGUAUAUCAAUUGUCUCACGUGGAAUCCGAUUCGUCUAAAUGAAUUUUGUAUCGGCGGUUCCCAGAGUACUAUUCGUGUUUGUUCCAUCAAUGAACAAACAGAUGCGGAUGAUAUCAGCUUACAAGUGGUUAAUGGCACUAUUCCAAUUAUUUUAAAUGAACAAACACAAAAAUCCUGUGAAAUAACAGCGUGUACUUACGUAGCAUCGACAAUAAAUCUUGUGUUAUGUGCCACAAACCAUGGAUUUAUUACUUGUUGGAACAGUCGAUUGUGUCUGUGUGUUCUUCACUGGAAAGCGGACUCCAGUGAAAUAUCGUACAUAGCGUCGAUCAAAGAUCAACUGUUGACUGGAUCAUCGACUGGUUGUUUAAAGCUAUGGAAUAUAGAAAAUCUCGAAAAGAAUUUAGGACACUCAAAUACUACGGAUUCCAAUUAUGGAUUAACUAUUAAAGAUGAAUUCCAGUUAGAUGAUGGAAUUGUAAGUGGAACAUUUGACAAUGUAUUCGACAUGGGUAUUGUGGGAACAUUAUGUGGAUCACUAUGGUACAUAUGUUGGAGAACAGAUAAAUCGAAAACACGUCUAGUCACCUCACAUACGGACCAAAUAACCGGUCUGAUCUCUAUCGACAAUAAUCAUAUUGCCACCAGUAGCGUCGAUGGCACGAUACGGAUCUUUCAACUAGAUGAUCGCAACGAAGUUCUUCGGUUCAAUAUCAAUGGAUUGAAAGUGACUUGUUUGACGUCAUGGAACAAUUCUACUGUCAUGAAAUCGAAUGAACUUCGUUUAACAAGUGUGAUGAAGAAUAUCAACUCAUCAGUUCGAUCCAUUGUUGCUGGAUAUGAUGAUGGCACAUUGAGAAUCUUCGAUCUUGUACACGAACAGAUGACCUUAAAGCUACAAGCACACACAUCUUCCAUUACUGCACUCCAUAUUCCUUAUCAUAGUAAUAUUAGUAUCUCUGGUGCAUCGGAUGGUUCAGUAGCAAUAUUUAAUCUGGUUCAAGGACUUCUAUUACGUGUACUCAACGACCAUCGUGAUUCAGCAUCCAUCUGUAAUAUUGAUUCCAAGAAAUUAUUCGAAAAUAGUUCUUAUCUAUGGCUCAUUACUAGCCGUGAUCGACGUGUUAGUUUAUGGAGCUCAAAUUCAGAAUUUCAGACUUGUACAUUAAUGGAUUGGCUGACAUUUUCUGCUCCUAGUUCAUUCAAUGAUCGUCAAUUAUUGCCUCCUAGCUUGGCACGUUUUAUUGAUACUAAUUCAAUCAUGUACACUGGUUACGGUCUAGAAAAAUGUCUGCAAAUCUACAAAAUUGAUGCUAGACAAAUCACUCGAACGAUCUCAUUAAAUCAAUGGUGUUCGUCUUUCGACUUAUCGGAUAGAAAAAACACGAAUCGUUUUAUUGCACUUGGCACCAGUGGUCGUUUAGUUCAACUGAAAGAUUAUAUUCAGGAAACAUUUCAAGAUUUUCUUGGUCAUAACGAUGUCAUAUCAAAUAUAACAUUUAACAAAUCCAAUGAUUUACUAAUCAGUAUAUCGUCGAAUGAAAUCUUUGUUUGGAAAGUAGUUUUGAACUAA